This is a messenger RNA of Lodderomyces theae, 1101 nucleotides long. RefSeq lists its product as uncharacterized. Gene Ontology annotation, molecular function: histone H3K9 demethylase activity; histone H3K36 demethylase activity. Gene Ontology annotation, cellular component: nucleus. The record is from RefSeq and is a predicted model, not a curated record. Bases 1 to 1101 code for a protein of 366 amino acids. Lineage: Eukaryota; Fungi; Ascomycota; Pichiomycetes; Serinales; Debaryomycetaceae. Gene Ontology annotation, biological process: chromatin remodeling. The transcript has a single exon.
AUGCAGACUAGAUCACACAAGCAAUCACAAAUACUCGAUAUCAAGCCAGACUACUACGACCAUGGGGUCCCUGUUUUCAAACCCACUAUGGAACAGUUUAAAGAUUUCUACAAGUUUAACAAAUCGGUUAACAAAUAUGGUUUUGAGGCUGGAAUUGUCCGUGUUAUCCCUCCACAAGAGUGGAAGGAAUCAAUCUCCCAUUGUUAUUCUGAGGAAAAUUUGUCCAAAGUGGUUAUCAAAAACCCCAUUGUCCAGCAGAUAAACAGUAAUCAUCAUGGCGUAUUUCAGAUACAGAAUAUCGAGAGACCAAGAAAGUACACGCUAGACCAGUGGAAAGAACUUUCAAAAAAACAAGAACCUCCAAGAAGACGCAAGAGACUGCAUGAUGAUAACGAUGAAAGCUCAUGCAGCAGAAUAGAUGGCGCCGAAUUUAAUGACGAGCGUUGUGAGGAGUUGGAACGUUCGUAUUGGAAAUCGCUCACGUACUCUGAGCCUAUAUACGGGGCUGACUCUGAAGGAUCUUUAUUCGCAGAAGAUGUGAGCAUUUGGAAUGUCGCCAAGUUGCCAAAUGUCCUUGACUUGAUGGAGGAAAGAAUUCCGGGCGUGAAUAAUGCGUACUUGUAUGCGGGGGUGUGGAAGGCCACUUUUGCAUGGCAUCUCGAAGACCAAGACUUGUAUCUGAUCAACUAUAUCCACUUUGGCGCUCCAAAGCAGUGGUACCUGAUACCACAAGCACAGCAGAAGAAAUUUUUCGAUGUAAUGAAGGACUUGUUCACCGACGAGUACAAGCAUUGUUCGCAAUUUCUUCGUCAUAAAACAUUCCAUGCACUGCCUCAAUUCUUGGAGAAAAAUGGAAUCACAGUGAACCACACGAUACAUAGGGAGGGUGAGUUUAUCUUGACGUAUCCUUAUGGAUACCACGCUGGAUUCAAUUACGGUUACAAUCUCGCAGAAUCUGUCAAUUUCGCACUUGACUCGUGGUUUGAUAUUGCUGAAAAGACUGACCAUUGUCAUUGCAUUCCAGAUGCAGUCAAUAUCAAUGUGAAGCAGUUGUUGCAAAAGUACAACUCAAUGAAAAAGAAUUCUGCAAUCUUUGUGUAA